Platichthys flesus (European flounder) is the source of this 11495-nucleotide messenger RNA. Its product is annotated as otogelin-like. Gene Ontology annotation, biological process: L-arabinose metabolic process. The coding region runs from base 1 to 10767 and encodes 3588 amino acids. The record is from RefSeq and is a predicted model, not a curated record. Lineage: Eukaryota; Metazoa; Chordata; Actinopteri; Pleuronectiformes; Pleuronectidae. Gene Ontology annotation, cellular component: extracellular matrix. Gene Ontology annotation, molecular function: protein binding; alpha-L-arabinofuranosidase activity. The transcript is spliced from 56 exons.
AUGGAUCCUCACCCGCUGACACGAGGCUGGAAGAGGCUCCUCCGCGUGUCAGCCGUGUGUCUGGUCCUCAUCUACCAGGCUCAUCUUUCCUGGGCUGCUGACAGAGUGAACAUCUCUAAAUGGGAUGAAGUGAAUAACAGCAGGAGCAGCAGGAUAAAGCAGCAGAAAUGGGACACCGCUUCCCAGGGAGGGCAGAACCUCCAGACAAAAGCUGCUGCACUAGAAAACAACACCUCCUCCUCCAGCGGUGCAUCGGUCAGCCGGACGGCCGCGUCCAACCAGACGUUCUCCAGCACAGAGAGGACGCCGACGCCCUCAUGGACGCUCGGCUCUGACCAGUCGUCUGCACCGAUUACAAGGAAAAUACCAGCCAGCCAAUCACCACCAACCACAACACCAGCCAGCCAAUCAACACCAACCACAACACCAGCCAGCCAAUCACCACCAGCCAGCCAAUCAACACCAACCACAACACCAGCCAGCCAAUCACCACCAACCACAACACCAGCCAGCCAAUCAACACCAACCACAACACCAGCCAGCCAAUCACCAUCAGCCAGCCAAUCAACACCAACCACAACACCAGCCAGCCAAUCACCACCAACCACAACACCAGCCAGCCAAUCAACACCAACCACAACACCAGCCAGCCAAUCACCAACAACCACAACAUCAGCCAGCCAAUCACCAACAACCACAACACCAGCCAGCCAAUCACCAACAACCACAACACCAGCCAGCCAAUCACCACCAACCACAACACCAGCCAGCCAAUUACCACCAACCGUACUAUCAGUGCUUCAGUCACCAGAUAACAAUGCACCACCCAUCCCCUUAUCUGACCCUUCAGCAGUCAGCUCUGUGAAACCCAUCCAAACACCGCCGAGCCAAUCAACAACUGGCGCCAAAGCAUCAAAUCAAUCGUCUCCUGACCAAUCAUUAACCUCCAUAGUGUCGGACAAUAAUUUCACAGCCAGCUCAGAAACUUCUCCCCAGCUGUCAUCGUACAGCUUAACGUCUCAUAACCAAUCACGGUCCAAUGCAACACCUCCUGACCAAUCACUGACGGGCUCAGAUUCAUCAAACAACUCGGCGUCACCAGUCAAUGGAGCCCUCGCCCCAGACCAGCGCCCGGUUAAUGUUUCCCUCAUCACCAGGCAAGUGAAGGAGGCCCUGAGGUCGUCGAUUCGUCUGAGUCCAGCGGAGCCGUGUGAGUUCCCCUGUCUGAACGGAGGUCAGUGCGUCCAGUCGGAGUCAUGUGACUGCAGCUUGUAUCAGGCCACUGGCCACAGAUGUCAAACUGUUCCAAACCCCGGCUUCGAGAGGGAGAUGACCUGCAGGACCUGGGGUCAGUACAACUUCGAGACCUUCGACGGCCUUUACUUCCACUUCCCCGGCCGCUGCACCUACACGCUGCUGAGGGACUGCGAGGAAACCGCUCAGGCCGGCAUCGUGGUCCAGGUCCACAAUGAUCCAGACUGCGGCGCCGCUCCCUACGCCUGCCAACGAUCAGUCAGCCUCUUCCUGCCGUGGGAGGGCGAGGUCCGGCUGCACAGCACCAACGUGACCUUCAAAGGUCAAAGUGUGCAGCUGCCUCAUCACAUCCACGACCUGCAGCUGGAGCAGAUCUCCCAGUACGUGCUGGUGACGCGGCGGCACGGCUUCACGUUGGCCUGGGACGGACGCAGCGGCUCCGUCUACAUCAAGCUCAGCCCGGAGUUCGUGGGCAGAACCUGCGGCAUGUGUGGAAACUUCAACGCAGACGUCCAGGACGACCUGAAGACGAGCUACGGCGUCCUGACUCAUGAGGUAGAACUGUUUGGGAACAGCUGGGUGGAGACGGAGCCACAUCAGGCCCGAUGUCUCUCGGUGCCGUCUGGCUUCUCCUCACCCUGUGUCGGAGUCGACGCUCACGUCCUGCUGAAAGUGGAGGAGGUUUGUGCGAUGCUGCUGGAUCCUCCGUUUCAGAGCUGCCACGACUUUGUCAGUCCACUGUCGUUCAUGGCCGGCUGCUCCAACGACCUCUGCCUGUCGGGCCCCAGCGGGGACGUGGUGUGCCAGGUGUUCAGCGAGUACGCCCGGGCCUGUGCCCACGCCGACCACCCACUGCACGACUGGAGGCAGCACAUUCCUCACUGUGCGAGGCAGUGUCCUCUCGGUCUGCAGUACAGGGAAUGCAUCAGCUGCUGCCCGGAGUCCUGCAGCCUGGAGCGGACGUGCAUCGACAGCAAACUGGCCUGUUUGGACGGAUGCUACUGUCCCGACGGUCUGAUCUACGAGGACGGGGGUUGUGUGACGCCCACCGACUGUCCCUGCGAGUACCACGGCAUGUUCUACCCGUCCGGACAGACGCUGCAGGAGGAAUGCAACAACUGCACGUGCACGGGUGGAGUGUGGAACUGCACCGACUACAGCUGCCCUGGCGAGUGCUCGGUUACUGGGGAUAUGUUUUUUCAGUCGUUUGACGGACGGAUCUUCACUUUUCCUGCGACGUGUCAGUACGUCCUCGCCAAGAGCCGAAACUCCGGAAAGUUCACUGUCACCAUCCAGAACGCCCCCUGUGGAGCCAACUUGGACGGGGCCUGCAUCCAGUCGGUGAACCUGGUUAUCGACGAGGAUCCGAGGACGGAGAUAACGCUGAGUCAUGUCGGGGAGGUUUUCAUGGCUUCACAGUACCGCAUCUCCCUGCCGUACUCUGACGACGUCUUCCAGAUCCAGGAGCUGUCGUCCAUGUUCCUCCAGGUGAAGACGGCGUUCGGCCUGCGUCUGCAGUACAGCUGGAAGGAGUUCCGUCUCUACCUGCAGGCCGACGAGCGCUGGAAGGACGACACGGUGGGGCUGUGCGGCACCUUCAACGGAAACAUCCAGGACGACUUCCUAUCUCCAUCAGGGAUGAUAGAAAGCACUCCGCAGCUGUUUGGAAACGCCUGGAGAGUCUCGUCGGCGUGUUCUCACAGUCUGACCACGCCUCCGCUCGACCCCUGCGACACACACCAGCAGGCCGUGACCUACGCCUCUGGGAUGUGUGACCUCCUGAACCAGGAUGUGUUCUCCUCCUGCCACGAGUACCUGAGUCCCACAGCGUUCCAUCAGCAGUGUCGCUCAGACACAUGUAAGUGUGGGACGCCCUGUCUCUGCUCCGCCCUCGCCCACUACGCUCGCCACUGCCGACGGUUCUCCGUCAUCAUCGACUUCAGAUCACACGUUACAGACUGUGACGUCCCCUGUCCCUCCACCAUGCAGUAUGGAACCUGUGUGUCGUCCUGCCAGCGCCGCUGCUCCUCCCUGUCCGUCCCACAGCGCUGUGGGGACGAGUGUGAGGAGGGCUGCGUCUGUCCUGAGGGAUCCUUCUACAACCACCGCACACUCACCUGUGUGCACAGGAGCGAGUGUCCCUGCAGUUUCCUCGGAGCAGAUUAUGAGCCGGGUGAUGUGAUCAUGACGUCUGCAGGUGUUCAGCUCUGUCUGAACGGUAAACUGGUGUCUCAAACAGAAGACAGUGACGGGUUGUGUCCGGCUGGUCAACUCUACCUGAACUGCUCGGAGGGGGGGGAAGGCCUCCUAUCGGAAAGGGGCGUGGCCUGUGAGCGUACCUGUGAGUCCUACCUGCUGAACCUCACCUGCUCCACACACGAGCCCUGCGUGGCCGGAUGCUCCUGCCCCCCCGGCUUCCUGAAACAUGGAGACGAGUGUUUCGGACCUGCAGCCUGCCCCUGUCUGUGGAAGGGAAAGGAAUAUUACCCCGGCGACAGAGUCUCCUCCCCCUGCCAUCAGUGUGUUUGCCAGCACGGGACGUUCCAGUGUGUGUUUCGUCCGUGUCCGUCCAUGUGCACGGCUUAUGGAGAUCGCCACUACAGGACGUUCGAUGGCCUGCUGUAUGACUACGUCGGCGCAUGCAAAGUCUAUCUCGUAAAGAGCAGCGCCGAUGCGAUGCUCAGCGUCACGGCCGAGAACAUCGACUGUUUCGACAGCGGCGUCAUCUGCAGGAAGUCGCUGCUCGUCAGCAUCGGACGAUCCUUCGUAGCGUUCGACGACGACACUGGGAAGCCGAAUCCAUCCAGUGUGAUCGACAGGAAGCAGCGGAUGCUCAUCUGGCCGGCGGGAUACUUCACAGUGAUUCACUUCCCCGAGGAGGACGUCACCAUCCUCUGGGACCGUAAGACAACCGUCCACAUCCAGGUCGGACCUCGCUGGCAGGGGAAGCUCAGCGGACUGUGUGGAAACUUUGACCUGAAGACGGUGAACGAGAUGCGGACGCCCGACAACAUCGACUCUCCUACGCCACAGGAGUUUGGGAACAGCUGGACGGCAGCGGAGUGUGUGAACAGUCCCGACAUCAGACACCCCUGCAGCCUCAGUCCUCUCAGAGAACCCUUUGCCAAGCGGCGAUGUGCCGUCCUGCUCGGCGAAGUCUUCCAGGCCUGCCACCCAGUGGUGGACGUUACCUGGUUCUACAUGAACUGUCUGGCGGACACGUGCUCCUGCAGCCGAGGAGGUGACUGCGAGUGUUUCUGCAGCAGCGUGGCAGCGUACGCACAACGCUGCUGCCACCAGGGGGUGCCGGUCGACUGGCGCUCCCCGUCACUGUGCCCUUAUGAUUGUGAAUUCUUCAACAAAGUUUUGGGUAAAGGCCCCUUCAGGCUCGUCCCCUUCAGGGAUCGGGCGAUGCUGUUGGCAGCCAGCAGGUCCGGCGGCUCCGUGUUCCUGCAGUUGGGGAACCUCAGCACCACCAGCACCACCAGCAGCACCAGCACCCCCAGCAGCCUAUCACAGUUCAUGAUGACACCGGGCCUCAGCAGAGCCCGACCCCACGACACAUCACGGGUUUCCUUUGAGGCGGCCCACAGACCCAACUACUUCCUGUACGCGAGCCCCAGCGGCCAGGUGAGGCUGGCCAAGUGGGAGGAGAGCGAGGCAUUCUGGGAUGGGGCAACCUUCGUCCUCCACAGGAACACCUGGGUCCCUGGCUACGACUCGCUGGAGUCCCACGCCAAACCCGGCUUCUUCCUGCACACCACGCUGCUUCGCAUCCACCUGCUGAAAUACAGACACGCCGACACUUACCGCAAGGCCACGCUCUUCAGACUGACAGGCCCAAACCCAGAAUCUCAGCCUCGUCCUCAGUGUCAGUGGAGGUACGACUCCUGCGUCAUCCCCUGCUUCAGGACCUGCAGCGACCCGGCGGCCGAAGCCUGCGUCACCAUCCCACAAGUGGAGGGCUGCCUUCCUGUCUGCCCCCCCCACAUGGUUCUGGACGAGGUCACCCGUCGUUGUGUUUAUGUGGAAGACUGUGAGUAUCCUCGGCUUGAUUUCAGUUAUUCAUUUGAAUCCCUCCAGAUUUCCUGUCUGAAAUUUUUUUUGCAACAGCCUCAGUGCUGCUGUAACACAUUUCUGUAUUGUUUUGUUUCAGGUAUUAAAGCCCCUGUUGUUGUGCAGCCUGUAACACCACCCGCUGCUCAGCUGACCUCUGCUGCCUCCACCUUCACCGUGAAGACCACAGUCCCCACUGAGUCCUCCGCUCCUCCACAUGAAUCUCCAACCACUAAAGUCAACACAGUUGCUCCUGCUGUCAACACACAGACCCUUCCCACCAUGGCCCCACCCGCCCCUGACGAGCCAACCCGACCAGUCACUGCUACUCCUGAACCAUCCAGAACAGCAGUACCUCUGGCUUCCCCAAAAGCAACCCCUGCUGUCAGGCCAGGGGUUGUGACGUCAACUGUCAGAGAGACAGAGGCCCCUCCCACCACUGUGACAGAUACAACAACAUGGGCGCACGAGGCACUGGGCUCCACCGUCAACCCCUCCAGUCUCAGCACGUCCAGGACAAGCAUCGCUCCGUUUGCCAUCACCGCUCUGUUCUGGAUCACUUCCUCCACCAAAGUCACGGACUUCCCUGAGCCACUGGUCACCACCACUGCCGCGACUCUGCAGCCGACUGCACCCGCAGCGCCAACCACGACCUCCAUCGUGGGGCAAACCAGCAUUACCAGCAGCAGCCGCCCUCUCUCUGUUGUCACACACUCAACCAAAGAGACCACAGAGGCUACAACACAUUCAGCAGCUGUUACUCCGACUGUAACAGCUUCCAGUCCCGCUCCGAUCUCAGAGACAUCUGCAGUCACAGGCAGAACCAUGGCUCCCAGUGUGGCCACCACAGCGUCCACAUACGCCCCCACAAAGAUGGUAACAGAGGAGAGACUUCCUCCAAUAACAACCACAACUAUCAUGCCUGGUUCACCAAGCGCAGCAUUCACAACCACAUCACCACUCUCAACGUCUCCUCCUGUCGAAACAGAAACUGUGUCUUUGCCCACGGCAACUUCGGCAGAGACCACAGAAUCGGGAAAGCCAGUGGCACCGUUUACUACCAGUAAAACAACACAACAUCUAACACCAGGAACAACAACACCGAGUCUUACCACAACUAAGAUUGAGUCUACCCCCCCUCCAGAUCUUACAACCUCUCCCACAUCAACCCCUGAGUCGCCAACAACAACCCAACUCCAUGUAGCAGUGACUACAUCUGCAACAUCUUCUCCGACCUCAGCGGCUGCAGCCUGGAGGACAACGACAGCGGAAGUGGACGUACCUGAGGCUACAGUUUCUGAAAAACCUGCAGCUACAACACCUGCACCUCCAUAUCCAGAGGUUACAGACGUGACAGCUCCUCAUGCGUCCCCCUCCACAGUCUACACUGAGAGAACCUCCUGGUCCGCUGCUGCCCCGACAGCAGAGAGACCCACUCACAUCACUUUGCCAAGACCGUCAGAGGCUCCAGAAACGUCCACCAUGUCCAUGGGUCCUCAUAUCACAACUAAACCAACUGCAAUGCUUGUGUCUCAUACCGAAACCACGACUGCACCAACGACAGAAAGCUUUGUUCAUCCUGGAACUAGCCUGCGGACCUCCGAGCAAUGGCAACCCACCCAUCAGGAAACCUCCUCCACCUCAGUCCUCAGCCCGACAGUGACAAUUACACCAGAGUUCACUUCUGAACCUGUUGUCCAUGUGGUCACUUCCACCAAAACUACAGAACUACCUUAUCCUGCUGUAACGCCAACAAAGCCGGUGGACACUAUUGCUACGUCAGCAGCUGUCACAACCUCCGCUGCCCAAACUACAACCUCAACUGAAGAAAUCACCACUACCACAACCAGGAUACUGUUUACACCUCCGUCACCUGCACCUGGUGCACCUGCCUCGCCCCUCGCAGCAGCUCCUACAACAGUGCCACCAGGUGAUGUCACCACCGAGCCGAGACCCGUUGUCUUCCAGCCAUUAACAGAAUCGACACAUCCAGUGACGGGUAGAGUGGAGGUGUCAACAACAGCAGCCACCAGGCUGCCUCCAUCUUGGUCACCGCUGCAGACAACUACGUCGGCAGCUCCAUGGACGACAACUUUUUCAGACAAAGUCACCACCCGUUUGGUAUCCACCGCAAGAGCUACACCCGCUACAACUGCUUCGAUCAUAUCGCGGACGACGACCCCCAGGACGACCCCAAGAGUCCCUGUGACAACAAGAGUCACCCCAAGGAUCACAGUGACCGAGCGGUCAACGGUCAGGCCACACAGUGCAAGGGUUACCAUAGCAACAAGGCCCCCAACAGUGACCGCCAGAUCGACCACUCUCGGGCCGCCGACUGUCGCACCAAGCCCCGGCACAACAACCACGUCAGCAGUGCCAUCUGCAAGCGUUGCAACAUCGACCGAGUCUCUCACCACAGUGAGCAUGACAAAGCUUGACAACACGACCGCAGCAGUUCCGGGCCCGACCACCAUCAUCCCCCGACCGCCGGCUCCUACUCUGACAACAGUCACAGAAUAUACUGCCGUCUCCACGAUGACCAGCAGAGAGCCAAUCACAUCUGAGAAAACUCAGACGACCAAAGAGACUGAAGCGUCACCACCCACAUCCCAACCAGGGAUGCCGCCAACUGACGAGCUCGUCUCCACCCAGGAGCCGAGGUUAACCUCUCCUGCUGCGACGACACUCCUAACAGCCACCAGGGUCAAAACUACUGAGUCGGACAAAGUGGGUCAGACCAGUCCAGGGUCAACAGUGUCUCCUGCACCUGCAACGACCAGACACACGGCAGAGGGCUCAACGGCCGAGGCUGUUGCACCAAUGAGGAUGUGCAGCCCUCCGUACGCAGAGAUCGUUGACGAAUGCACAAAGUACAUCUGCGUCAACAACCAGCUCGUUCUGUUCAACAAAUCUCAGAGCUGUCCCUUUACCUCCGAACCCCCGAACUGUGGCCUGCUCGGCUUCGCCAUCCUGGUCAAUGGAGACAAGUGCUGCCCUCAGUGGGACUGUCCAUGUCGCUGCUCGAUGUUUCCGGACUUGAAUGUGAUCACGUUUGAUGGGAACAGUGUUGCCAUCUACAAGGCUGCCUCAUACGUUGUGACCCAGCUGCCCAACGAGACCGUCAGCGUCCUGGUUCAGGAGUGUCCGGCAGACUCUGAGUCGCUGCUCCUCUGGAAUUUCACCAACCUCUGUCUGGUGGCGUUAAACAUCACACACAAGUCCAACCACAUCGUCAUCAACCGGCUGCAGAGGAGGCUUUACGUCAAUUCCCGAUACGCCAAGCCCCGUUUCAAGAAGUAUGGCUUUGAGAUCUACGACACAGGAAACAUGUACCUGAUCCGCAGCCCGGCCGGUCUGAAGCUGCAGUGGUAUCACAGCACUGGGAUGAUGGUGAUUGACAGCUCCAGCAACAAGCUUCCUACCAUUGGCCUCUGUGGUUUCUGUGACGGAGACCCAACCAAUGACCUGACUUUGGCCAACGGGACCACGUUGGGCGUGAGUGAGGAUCCGGCUCUUUUCAUCGACAGCUGGCAGGUUCCCAACACAACCAGCUACAUCAGCCACAGCCGCCGCCGCGAGCUCAACUGCUCGACCAGCGACUGCUCCGUAUGCAUGGACAUGCUGCAGAACCACCACUUCUCCUCCUGCCACGCCUUCGUCCCGCCCAGCACUUUUUGUGAAAUCUGGGUCCGAGAUGCAGAGUACGUCAACAACCAGUGUGUGGCGCUGGCUGCAUAUGUGGCCUCGUGUCACAAAUUUAACAUCUGCAUCGAGUGGAGGAGUCCGGAUCGCUGUCCCUUUGCGUGUCCCAGUACUCUGCGGUAUCAAGCCUGUCUGCCGGCGUGCACGUCUCAGUCCUGCCCCAACCACGACUUCGACUCCGACCCCGACCAGUGUUCAGGCCUGACCGAGGGCUGCGUGUGUCCUGAGGGGACGCUGCUCCACCGGCCCUACUCCGCCCUCUGCAUCUCACCCGACAAAUGCGCCUGCACCGACAGCUCCGGCGCUCCCCAUGCUCACGGCGAGGUGUGGAAGGCCUCGAAGGACGCCUGCUGCAUGUACCGCUGCGACAACGACUCCAUCGUCCCCUUGGAGUAUGACUGCUCGGACGUGGCUGUGCCCGUGUGCCGCAGAGCAGGGGAGGUGAUCAUCAGCCUGGCUGACGACACCAGCUGCUGCCCACAGAGAGUCUGCGUUUGUAACCAGAGCCUGUGUGACCUGGUCCCUCCUGAGUGUAAGUACGGGGAGAAGCUGGUUUCGUACUACAGGCAGGACUCCUGCUGUCCGCACUACGUCUGUGAGUGUGACCCUGAUCUCUGUGAGUCGGACGUUCCCACCUGCAGAGAGGACCAGACUCUGAUCGCCACCAGAGCCGACGGCAGCUGCUGUCUGGCCCACAUCUGCAUGUGUUCCUCCUCCUGUCCGGAGACUCCUCCUCCCUGUUGGGACGGGGAGGUGCUGACGGUCGACGGGAACGUCACCGACCGCUGCUGCCCCGCCUAUCAGUGUGUGUGUGAGCCCUACAGGUGUCCUCAGCUCAGUUGUGCUGUUGGGAUGUCGGUGUUGUCGACGUCCGGUCCCAGUCGCUGCUGCCCAAACCAAACAUGUGAAUGUUCCUGUGAGAAAAUCGCUUCCCCAAAAUGUGGCCUGGGAGAGGCCGCUCAGCUGGACCGGGCCUUCCUGUCCGACCCACAGAACCAGUGCUCCUGCAAAAGAUACAAGUGUGUGCGCGAGGCGGUGUGUGUGUUCGGCGAGCGGGGGGUGCUGCGGCCAGGCCAGACUCUGGUGGAACACGGGGACGACGGCCUGUGUCACAGCCGGCAGUGCAGCCGCAGCCUCGACCUGGCGAGCGGCUUCCACCUGCUCCGCACCUCCAGCAUCAACUGCUCCACCCACUGCCAGCCGAAUCAGAUCUACGUCCCUCCCAAAGACCAGUCGACAUGUUGUGGCGCUUGUAAGAACAUUUCUUGCCUCUAUGAACAUGAGAACGGGACGGUGGCGCUCUAUAAGCCGGGGAAAUCCUGGGUGUGGAACUGUGUGAAGUUCGACUGCAGAGACACUUUGUCCGGUCCCACACUCAUCUCCUACUCCUUCAGCUGCCCCCCCUUCAAUGAGACCGAGUGUAUGAAGAUCGGUGGAACAGUCGUAAGUUACAUGGACGGAUGCUGCAGAACAUGCAAAGAAGAUGGAAAGUCGUGUCAGCGGGUGACGGUGAGGAUGACGAUCAGGAAGAACGACUGUCGCAGUAACAGGCCGGUGAACAUCGUGUCAUGUGACGGGAAGUGUCCGUCCGCCAGCAUCUACAACUACAACAUCAACACGUACGCUCGCUUCUGCAAGUGCUGCCGGGAGACGGGUCUGCAGCGGCGCUCGGUGCAGCUCUACUGCAGCGGCAACGCAACCUGGGUCAGCUACAGCAUCCAGGAGCCCACCGACUGCUCCUGCCAGUGGUCCUGAAAACACUCACACACACAGAGUACGAUGUUCUGCUGCCUCUGCUGGCAGGGAGGUCGAACUGCAGCUUCAUCUGAAGCAGUCGACACGUGACGACUUUAUUUGUCAUUUAUAUUUAUGUUUGUAUUUUAGCCGAGAAAAGUUUUGAUGGUGCAAGAUACAAUUUUUACAACAAUUAAAUGUACAAACUGCACUUAAAGCUGUUUACGUAUCAUUUUACCAUCAUCUGUAGUUAAAGAUGGACGACAUGGCUGCUCCUUAAAUGUGAAGCCAAAUCAUCUUGAUCGCCCCUUUCUGGCUGGCUGCAGUAUAAUUCAUAUAUCUUGGCUCCUCCAUGUUAAUAGUUGGGAUCAGAGAUAUUUUGGCUUCAUUUUUGAUCGACAGGAUGAGGUUGAGACGUCAUCCAUCUUUAUUUUACAGUCCAUGGUUCAAAGUUACUGUUCAAUCAGCUGUAGCGCCACCUCCCUGUCAGCCUGCACACUCUCCACAUCUCCUCCCAUUGUGCCUGGUUUUUGUAAAUAACUAAGUUUUCUAAUGUUUGAAAAUGUUUUGCAAAAUCAAACACUUUGAGAUUUCCAUCUUACUAAGACAAUAAAUUGUAUAUGUACUGAUUACACACAUCUUUUAGAUAAUCAGAGGGAGUCAGGUGAAUGAACUGAUUUGAAUCCAGCAGUAUGUGGAGCACUUUGUAAUUUAUUUAUUGGAGUUCGGUAGAGCAAAGCUGUUUUUAU